AUGGAGAGACUUGGGCGGGAGUGGGUGUGGCUGCCGCACUGCUUCGGGCUGCUAGACGCGUUCGAGGCUGGCGGCAAGGCUGGGAGAGGUGCACCCGUCAACCGCCGCGACUGUCGGUCACGCUAUUGUGGCGACAACCGGGGCAGUGAGAGGGCUCACGACGCUAAGAAGCUGGAGGAAGCAGAAAGGGAAACCGCGCCGUGGUCCUUCUCGCUAGACAUUCCGGGCAGCCGAGGGGACAAGACGCUCCGUCACUGUGGCUCUUGGCCCCUGGACUGGCGAUGGUGCAAGGCGUGCGGUUUCGGCAGCCCCGUGGCGCUUGGGAGAGGAGAUGGGUUGGGCUCGUGCUGGACCAGCAACACCGGCAAGACAUGCUGCCCGGCCUCAGAGCGCAGGCGGCGCUUGAUGGCCAUGUCAUCGUCCGAGACAAGAGGGCGAGGCCCCAUGGACGACUCGCAGUGGCAACGAGAGGCAGCACAGCAAGGCCAGCCGACACAAAUCGACCAGGAAAUGUUGCGACAGGGUGAAACGGAGCCGUGGCUGCAUGUGAUUGCUAGCGACGCGGCGCCGGACCUGGGUCUGGAGGAUCUCGAUACGGGCGGGUGGCGUGACGGUCAGCUGUUCGCUCCGGCAUCGCCAACCUUGUCGCCGUCCUCCACCACCGCCGCGUACCAGCCGUGGGAAGGCAGUACCAACUCUCUGCUGCCAUCAUCCACCGCCCCUAUCGACUAUCAGACCUGGAUGGGCAGCCCAAGUUCUCUGUCGCCAAUGACCGGCCAGUAUGAGUUCACGGCCCUGGGGAAUCCGUACAGCGCCACAGACCCUGCCAACCUCAGCAGCCAUGUCUCGCCCGCAUCGUUCCAGCACCAGCCGGCACUCGAAUUCGUCUCGUAUGCUGAUGCCGGCCCUUCCAAGCCUGCCAUUGGGACCAGGAGCGGAAGCGGAAGCGGAAGCGGAAGCGGAAGCGGACCCCGCGCCAAGGCCAAGCUCCGGAGGGCGUCGAGCAGCUCAAAGAACGUCCAGACCCGGGACGCUGAGCCGUCCAACGACCAAAAGACACGCAAGUCGCAUAACUUUGUAGAGAAGCAGUACCGCAACCGGCUCAACGCCCAGUUCGAAGCCCUGCUCGAUGCCCUCCCUGACACGGUCAAGUCGUCGCAGAUAAGCACUACCGCAGCCUCGGGCGGCGACUCGGACCUGGACCUCGGCGAGCGCCGGCUGAGUAAAGGCGAGGUGCUGGACCUGUCGAGGCGGUACAUUGGGACGCUCGAGAGAGAGCGUGACGCGCUGGACAGGGAGCGCCACGAUCUGGCAGCCAACAUGGACCGGCUGCGCGCCGCGUACAUGAGAAUGCAGGGCGAGUCGUCCGAGGCCAAGCCAGAGUGA
Lasiosphaeria miniovina is the source of this 1386-nucleotide messenger RNA. RefSeq lists its product as uncharacterized. The record is from RefSeq and is a predicted model, not a curated record. NCBI's taxonomy places the organism in Eukaryota, Fungi, Ascomycota, Sordariomycetes, Sordariales, Lasiosphaeriaceae. Gene Ontology annotation, molecular function: protein dimerization activity. The transcript is spliced from 4 exons. The coding region runs from base 1 to 1386 and encodes 461 amino acids.